AUGCUGGUGAAAAGAUCUCGUCACUCCAGAUCUGUCCCGUUUUCAUCUGAACUAAAAAUUUUACGAUAUUCGACCAACUUGUUACACUAUACAAUACGACGCACGGUUAUGGUAGCAAAACUUCGUGGAAGUGUCAAACUAGAACUGAACUACUCAAGAAAGAUGAGAACUUUCAAUGCGAACAAUUACGAUUUAGAUUUACUCUUGUUUCGGUCUCUAACCACAGAACUUACGUUUCAACUUCAAGUAAAUUUCGUUUCCAAUCAAAUACAGCAGUUGCAGCUUCGAAAGGUGAUGAACUUUAAAGUUAAUGAUUUAUGUUGUGAUCAUGACAACCUGGAACUAGAUUCGUUCCCAAUUAUCCCAGGCCAAAAUCAAAAAGCAGUGCUGUCGACGACAUGACUGACUUGUUGGUGAUGUCCUCUCUCUGCUUCAAAAACCAAUAUUCCGAUCUAGACGUGGCCGCGAGCUAAAAGAACAAGUCUGAGUCGCAAGACGCGCGAAGUAG
This is a messenger RNA of Amoebophrya sp. A120, 508 nucleotides long. NCBI's taxonomy places the organism in Eukaryota, Dinophyceae, Syndiniales, Amoebophryaceae. The record is from the annotation of a GenBank genome assembly.